Messenger RNA from Papaver somniferum (opium poppy), 3307 nucleotides. RefSeq names its product eukaryotic translation initiation factor 3 subunit C-like. The transcript is spliced from 4 exons. Gene Ontology annotation, biological process: translational initiation. Gene Ontology annotation, cellular component: eukaryotic translation initiation factor 3 complex. Gene Ontology annotation, molecular function: translation initiation factor binding; RNA binding; translation initiation factor activity. The record is from RefSeq and is a predicted model, not a curated record. NCBI's taxonomy places the organism in Eukaryota, Viridiplantae, Streptophyta, Magnoliopsida, Ranunculales, Papaveraceae. Bases 206 to 2989 code for a protein of 927 amino acids.
UAUAUCCACCCUCUCUUGGAGAUGCUCUGAGAGAAAGAGAGGCGGUGUGGGGUUUAGGAUAAAAAACCCCGAUUUUGCUUUCUAACCGUUCUUUCGUUUCUCUCGGCAGCCGUUUCAGCAUCACCAUCAAAAUUAGGGUUUGAAAAACUUAAGAGAUUUUCUGGUUGCUGGAUUUGUUGAGACUCGUAGCGUAACCAAGAGAAAUAUGGCUUCAAGAUUUUUUGGAGGUGGUGAUAGUGACACCGAAGAUGAUGAUAGUAUGAUAGGAUCGGAGAUUGGUUCUGAUAUCGAACGUGGAGAGGAGGCCACUGGAAAGCAACUAAAAAGCAAAUACCUAACUGAAGGUAAUGGAAGUGACGACAACACUGACGAUGAGAUAAGAGUGGUUAAAUCUGCUAAAGAUAAGCGUCUCGAUGAGAUUAAGGCAACGAUUGAGCAGCUAAAGAAUGGCAUGAAGAUUAAUGACUGGGUUAGCAUUCAAGAGAACUUUGAUAAGAUGAACAAGCAGCUUGAGAAGGUUAUUAGAGCAACUGAAGCUGUUAAGGCUCCAACUCUUUACAUCAGAGCCCUUGUCAUGUUGGAGGAUUUUUUGGUUGAGGCAUUGGCUAACAAGGAAGCAAAAAAGAAAAUGAGCAGCACCAAUGCAAAGGGGUUGAAUUCCAUGAAACAGAAACUGAAGAAGAAUAAUAAGGAAUAUGAAGAUCUUAUUAACAAAUUCAGGGAGAAUCCUGUAGAUAGUGAGCCCGAAACCAAGGAGGAUGAAGAGCCAGAGGAUGAUGAAUCGGGUACCGAUACUGAGGACAUGUCAGAGCCAGAAUUAGAAGAGGAACGCGGCUCGGAUGAUGAUAAUGACCAACCAUGGGUGGAUCCGACCAAGAAGAAGAACCCUUUUACAAAGCCUUUUGAGAAAGACCCCAGUGAAAUCUCAUGGGAUAUCGUCGACAAGAAACUGAAAGAAUGUGUAGCUGCUAGGGGGCGUAAGGGUACUGGACGAGUUGAGCAGGUUGAGCAACUCACCUUCUUGACAAAGGUUGCUAAGACUCCUGCCCAGAAGCUUGAGAUACUCUUCAGUGUUGUCUCCGCUCAAUUUGAUGUGAACCCUAGUCUUAGCGGGCAUAUGCCUGUAACUGUGUGGAAGAAGUGUGCGCAGAACAUGCUCACUAUACUUGAUAUGCUUGAGCAGUAUCCAAAUAUCGUCGUUAGUGACUCCGAGGAUCCCGAGGAAAAUGAGUCCCAAAAAGGUGCAGAUUAUAAGGGGACCAUUCGGGUUUGGGGGAACUUGGUCGCUUUCCUUGAGCGUAUGGAUGGCGAGUUCAUGAAGAGCUUGCAGACCAUUGAUCCCCACACACGAGAAUAUGUGGAUAGGAUGAGGGAUGAGCCCAUUUUCUUUGUUCUUGCCCAAAAUGUUCAGAAUUAUUUAGAACAUGUUGGGGACUUCAGGGCAGCGGCAAAGGUUGCUGUAAAGCUGGUUGAGCUUGUAUACUACAAGCCUCAAGGGGUUUACGAUGCAAUGAGGGAGCUCGCUGGAAAAACAGAGAUUGGAGGAAAUGUUGAAACUGAGGCAGGAGAUGAGGCUCAAGUGGUCAAGCAAAGUAGUGGCCCACCAGCUUUUGUUGCUACUCCGGAACUUGUGCCACGAAGACCCACUUUUCCGGAGAACUGCCGGACAAUGAUGGAUGCACUAGUCUCUCUUAUCUACAAUCAUGGGGAUGAGCGCACUAAAGCUCGUGCAAUGCUUUGUGAUAUAUAUAAUCACGCCAUCAUGGAUGAGUAUGCAAGUUCCAGGGACUUACUAUUAAUGAGUCACUUGCAAGAUGGGAUUCAGCACAUGGAUAUCUUAACUCAGAUACUUUUCAAUAGAACUAUGGCCCAACUCGGUUUGUGUGCAUUUAGAGCUGGAUUGAUUACUGAGGCACACAGUUGCCUUUCAGAACUCUAUGCAGGUGGAAGAGUGAGGGAGUUGAUUGCACAAGGUGUAUCACAGAGCCGCUACCAUGAAAAGACUGCAGAGCAGGAAAAGUUGGAACGCAGAAGGCAAGUGCCAUACCAUAUGCACAUUAAUCUUGAGCUUCUGGAGUCUGUCCAUCUUAUAUGUGCCAUGCUCCUAGAAGUCCCCAACAUGGCUGCCAACAGUCAUGAUGCCAGAGCUAGAGUCAUUAGUAAGAAUUUCCGCAGACUACUCGAGGUCAGUGAGAGACAUACCUUCACAGGACCUCCAGAGAAUGUGCGAGACCAUGUCAUGGCAGCAACCAGGUCCCUAAGCAAAGGAGAUUUCCAAAAAGCUUUUGAUGUCAUUAAGUCGCUUGAUGUGUGGAAGCUCCUCAGAAACCAAGUAAGCAUCCUUGAGAUGCUCAAGACAAAAUUCAAGGAGGAGGCCCUUAGAACCUACUUGUUCACCUUCUCCUCAUCUUACAACUCCCUGAGCUUGGACCAGCUUACAGCCAUGUUUGAUCUGUCCGAAGCCCAGGUACACAGCAUUGUAAGCAAGAUGAUGAUUGUGGAGGAAUUGAAUGCAAGCUGGGACCAGCCUACGAAGUGCAUCAUGUUCCAUGAUGUAAAGCACACAAGAUUGCAGGCUCUGGCAUUCCAGCUGACAGAGAAAAUCGCCAUCCUUGCAGAUAGCAAUGAGAGGGCAUUUGAGGCGAAAUCAGGUGGAGGGCUUGAUGGGCUUCCCCAAAGACGCAGGGAUGGGGGCCAGGAUUAUGCUGGAGCUGUUGCAGGCCGGUGGCAAGAGAACUUCUCUCAGGGUAGGCAAGGUGGGUAUGGUGGACGUUCAGGAUAUGGUGGUGGGCGUCAGUUCUCGUCCGGAGGAAGAGGAUCUUUCAGGGAUCAAAGAAGUGGAGGUCAAGCUCGCGGAGGUGGUUACUCUACUGGUUACCAAAGCAACCGUUAUCAGGAUGGGAGAACUUCUUAUCAGACAGGUUCAGGGGCAAGAGGAGAUGCUUCAGCCCGCAUGGUCAGUCUCAACAGAACAGGUCGUGCUUAUUAAGAGAGAGAUAAGUCAGCACAUAAGAAAGAAAUUUGAGAUUUGCUUUUACUUCUACUUGCUAGAACUCCGAAAUAAUCUGAACCUCAAGUAGAGCUGUCAGGUUAAGAUUUUUGCCUUUAUUGAUUUAAUUUAUGUCCUUGUCUUGGUUCUUGAAGCAUAUCAACUUCUCCUGUGAUUUUUGUUUAGCUGAACAAUUACAUUCCAUGUUAAUUACAGUGUUGAGUAUUAUUGAAAGAGUUCGAAUUUUUGAUGACCGAGUAAGAUUUGCUAGGGAUGUCAUGCUGUAGUUCUUGAAAUUUUUUAAUAUCAUUGUGUGGG